Molecule: messenger RNA, 249 nt
Organism: Sphaeroforma arctica JP610
Lineage: Eukaryota; Ichthyosporea; Ichthyophonida
Exons: 2
Molecular function (GO): GTPase activity; GTP binding
Source: RefSeq, a predicted model, not a curated record
AUGCAGGAUACUGAAGGGUUCAGCAGUAGCAAUGUGACGCAGCACUACGACUCAAAGGUCUUUGCCGUGUCGGCUCUUGUCAGCUCAUAUCUGCUGUACAACUCAGUCAAAAUCAUCGAUCAGGCUGCCAUAGAUUAUCUCGAGCUUCUGGCCCGCCAAACGCAGAUGUUCUCAUUAAAGGCAAGGCUGAACGCGUCGGCUGAUUUUGACACGCUCUUCGAAUUCCCGGAUCUCAUGUGGGUUAUCCAG